CCUCCCGUUCGCGGCCGAAGGCGGAAGGAAGGAGAAACGGAGCCGUCGUUCUCGUUAGCUCGAAGCGAUAUCGCAAGUUUCCAUAAUCGGCUGUUGUAUCCCUCGCUCCGACGUGGCACGACAAUUCCCCACGUCAAUUGUGCAUCGCGGUCGAACCGGUUUCCUUUUCGCAAGAACGACUCGAUCGGAGUAUUAGAUCGUGAGUGAGUGAGAAUUUUCAUUCAGGAAAGUGUACUCGAUGCCAACGUGUUUACAUAUCCUAGCUCAUAUAUUUAUAUUUCGAUCGCAGUUUCCAAGUCACGAACUUAAUGUGUGAUUCUCCUCUUUAUUUCUAAGAUGUGAAAACUGAAUUUCUUUCUUCAAAAAGAGACCUAAAGAUGCGACAAGUUCCGGUGACUUUCUGUGCAUCCGCGUGAUAUGAGUCGUUUAUAUAAUGCCAAUCGGACAAUAUAAAGAUGUUACUUCGGCACUCAAUCCGAUGCAGUGAGUCGGCAUGAAACAUCUAUCAACGGAAUCACAUAUUAAUACUGAGCGUGCUCUGUGUAGAAUGAAGAACCGGUUCAGGCAACACUGCUCUGUCAAAUCAGCGCGCCUAACUUCUCCGAAAUCGUAAUUCAUAUAGAGAGAAAAAUAAUUUUUUUAUUUAUCGCCUCGGAUAUUUUGGAACACUUUAUGGUUUCUGAAAUACGUGUAAAAAUUAAAACUUCUAAGACAACGAUUUCAAAUAGUAAAACAAUUCGUAAUUUUUUAAUUUAUUGAAUUAAAUUUUAAAAAAUCAAUUUAUUAUUUCAAAGUCUCAUAAUGUAGGUAUAACUUAAUUGUAACAAUUGUGAUCAGCAAUUUAUUUAUUCGGAUUAUUGUUGUAUCCUUUCAUAGCAAACUUAAACGAAUACACGUAUUUAUUGCAUGCCGCCACCGAUGUUCACAGCAGUUCAUUGCUAAUCGAUAUCAAAACAAUCUAGAGAGAAUUUGCUUAUCAUCCGUUUAUUUAUCAGACCUGCAAAAUGGCAAAAUUGUAAACAGGUAAACAAGUGUAAUUUUUCCGUACGCGACCAAAAGCAAAUAGAUUAUCAAACCAAGAUAGCAUAUAUAGUGCAAAGGUGAGUGAGCAAAAAAUUUGGAUCGUCUCAACCAAGAUCGUGAAUACAACAAUUUAUUUUUCUUUUCUUUAUCGCUCGCAUUUUUCUCCUCAAAAGUGAAUUACACCGUUUUAAAUUAUAUCGAUUUAAAAAGUAUUUCAAUAGUGAGCUUCAAGAGACCUGUAUCCUCGCCAUUCAAGAAUUGAAAAACUAACUGGAUAAUGGCCAAGAAAGAUAAAUGCGACAAGUACAUUGUGCGAAGGUUGCCGAUCCUUAACUGGUUGCCACGAUACAGACCCGCGUGGCUUUUACAAGAUGCAUUGGCCGGCAUCACGGUCGGUCUCACUGCAGUACCGCAAGGAAUCGCUUACGGUAUUGUCGCCGGUUUAAAUGCCGAGUAUGGACUGUACUCGGCAUUUAUGGCAUCAUUUGUAUAUAUUAUUUUUGGUUCAUGUGAAAACAUCACUAUUGGUCCAACAGCCAUUAUGGCCACCAUGGUUCAACCGUUAGUUACAGACUACGGUGCUGACAUGGCUGUACUAAUUGCCUUUUUAAAAGGAUGCAUCAUUGCGCUUUUAGGAAUUCUUCAUUUAGGAUUUUUACUGGACUUCAUAUCGCUUCCUGUAAUUACUGGCUUUACAUCAGCCGCGGCGAUCAACAUUGCGUCUUCCCAGUUUAAGUCACUCCUGGGAAUUCCCGGUAGAACCGAGAGCUUUCUGGAUUCUAUAAUAGCGAUCUUUAAGAAUAUCGAACAGAUCCGGUACCAAGACACGUUGUUAGGAAUUGGUACUAUCAUUGUGUUAGUGUUGUUCAAGAAAUUACCAGGGCAACGUACGGGAACAAUCUUGCAAAAAAUAGGAUGGCUUCUCGGUCUGUCUCGCAAUGCGUUAGUCGUAAUUUCAGGCACUAUCAUGGCGUACAUUUUUUACAUUAAUGGUCAAAAUCCUUUCAAAUUAACGGGCACAAUGGGGCAAGGUUUGCCACCUAUCGCGCCACCGCCGUUCUCCACGACCUUUCGGAAUCAAACGUACAAUUUUUUGGAUAUGACCAGCGCAAUGGGAACGACGUUAUUCACGAUACCGAUCGUAUCGACCAUCGAGCACAUAGCCAUAGCGAAAGCCUUCGCAAAGGGUAAAUCUUUGGACGCCACGCAGGAGAUGAUCGCUCUAGGAGUCUGUAACAUCUUUGGGUCGUUCGUCCGUUCCAUGCCAGUCACCGGAUCUUUCACGCGAACGGCCGUCAAUCACGCGUCGGGAGUUAAAACCCCCAUGGGUGGAAUAUUUACAGGCGUUCUGGUGUUGCUCGCGCUCGGUCUCUUGACCUCUACCUUCUACUUUAUACCGAAGGCUACGCUCGCCGGUCUCAUCAUCUGCGCCAUGUACUACAUGCUCGAUUUCGAAACGUACGUCUUGCUAUGGCGCGCCAGAAAGAUCGAUUUCUUUGUGAUGAUGUUGACUUUGCUCCCAUGCGUCUUUCUUGGUCUGGAGUACGGUAUCUUAAUUGGCAUUGUUGUGAAUCUUAUAGCGUUGCUAUACUUCUCAGCGCGGCCUAACAUUCAGACGAAAAUCGAACAGAUCGAGGGGGAGACUGUUAUAAUCGUUAUACCCGAAGAAUCAGUAGCCUUUCCAGCGGCGGAGCGCCUACGUGCUAACAUAAUGAAGCUUUCCGGAGAGAGUGAAUGCAACGUGAUACUCGACUGUACGAAUCUCAAGAGGCUCGACGUUACGGUCGCUAAGAACGUCAAGCUCCUGGGAAGGGACCUUUCAGUACGUGGACAAACAAUUGUCUGCAGUAAUUGCUGCGAGAACGUGAACGCCACUCUGAAGGUUGUGGCGCCGGAAUUAUUGGACCUCAAGGAAGACAAGUUCUAAAAGAGGAGGAGCGUUUUCCUCGCACGCGCACAAAUCUGAACGCGACCGCCUAGGUUUUUUUUUUUAUGUAGAUACAUCAAGUGACACUUUUUAAUAAAUAUAUUUAAUUUAGAGAGAGAGAGAAAGAGUGCGAUCGAAUAUUGAAGAUGUACGUGUCACAUUUCGAAAUCCUAUAGAAAGUUUAAAAAACAAACGUUCCAUUAUCACGUUUCAACAUUUCUGUAAAGGUCGUUCUACAUUAAUCGCAAAUCGCAAGUUGCAACUUACAACAUCCAAUGACUGUCGAGUUUUAACUAGAAACUAGUCGCUCAUUGGGUGUCGCAGGUGGCAACUUGCGACUUGCGAUUAAUGUAGAACGGGCCUAAAAUGUCAGCAUAAUUCUCAUGUCAUUUUAAAAGUUAUUUAAUUUUUUGUUUACUCUUAAUUGUAAUACUUAAUUGUAUACUCUUAAUUGUUAUACUUAAUUGUAAAUUUGAUUAAAAAGAAUUACAAAUUUAGUCAAAUUUUGUACGCAUAUUAAGAAAAAUCUAAUAAAUAUUCGUGCAAUAAUUCAUUUCAA
Monomorium pharaonis (pharaoh ant) is the source of this 3509-nucleotide messenger RNA. RefSeq names its product sodium-independent sulfate anion transporter-like. Gene Ontology annotation, biological process: transmembrane transport. The transcript is spliced from 12 exons. The coding region runs from base 1301 to 2950 and encodes 549 amino acids. Gene Ontology annotation, cellular component: membrane. NCBI's taxonomy places the organism in Eukaryota, Metazoa, Arthropoda, Insecta, Hymenoptera, Formicidae. Gene Ontology annotation, molecular function: sulfate transmembrane transporter activity. The record is from RefSeq and is a predicted model, not a curated record.